Messenger RNA from Bicyclus anynana (squinting bush brown), 1006 nucleotides. RefSeq names its product dysbindin-like (gene Dysb). The record is from RefSeq and is a predicted model, not a curated record. Bases 119 to 874 code for a protein of 251 amino acids. Lineage: Eukaryota; Metazoa; Arthropoda; Insecta; Lepidoptera; Nymphalidae. Gene Ontology annotation, cellular component: cytoplasm. Gene Ontology annotation, biological process: negative regulation of protein kinase activity. The transcript has 3 exons.
AUUUCAAAUGUCAUGUAAUUUUUUGCAGUUUAAAUGUAUGUUUUGUUUACUUAUUUUACUUUAUUUAUUAGUGUUUUCAGUUUCACUUUUGAGUUUUAAAGUAAAAUAAAAUUACACAAUGUUAGGGAAUCUUAAAGAAUUUAUAUCAGUGGUACAAGACGGCUUAACAACAAAUAAUAACUUACGACAAACAUUACAAGAGGUACAGAAAGUUAAAAACAUUUUCCGCGAUAAGCAAAAGGUAUCGCACGAGAGCAAAGUGAAUUACGGUGCUGGUGGCGCAUUGCUAGAGCAAUACCAAGAGAACUGGCGCGAGAUACACGGGAACGCGGAAGACAAUGCCAAAGCAGCUGAGGAAGUCGACAAAUCGAUUACAGAACUGUACGAAAUCACCAAUAAACGGUUGCAAAGUGCCGCAGAGUUGGCACAGAAUUUGUCACACUUACCAAACUUGACCGUCGCCGUAGCACAGUGUGUGGACAGUAUAAAGAACGUACAGACACUUCUGAAUGAUGUAGAAAAUGAGUUGGUUGAGUUCGAAGACAUAGUGGAGAGGAGUAACAUGGAAAAGUGGAAAAUGGAUCAUCAUUAUCAGUUGACGUUGUAUAAAGAAAAGAAAAUGGCUGCUUUAGAAGAGACCAGAAAUCAGCUAUUCAAAGAGAAUGUGGAAAAGAACAAUGUGAUGGAAAGGCGGCAGCUUGCAGAGUUACAAGCUAAGAGGGAGACCAGUGCAGCUGCUUUCCAGCAUGAUGUGGCAAAGUACUUAGCCAGCGGGAGUGUACCAGUUGUUCCAUCAACUCCACCCAAGGUGUCCCUGGAACAAAUACAGCUGGAAAAUGACAACACAGACUUGGAAAAGUUCCUGGAGAGUUGAUCAAGGAGUAAUAGCCGAAGAGACUUACAACUUAGUGGUGAUACAAGCAGAGCUUCUAUUAUUUUAUAUAGUAUGUAUAAGACAAGAUGUUAUAUUAUUUUUGAAGUUGGUUAUUAAAUAAAGUUGAUUGUA